AUGCCGAUCACUCCAGAGCAGCAGGCAAAUUACGACCGAUGGGUCCGAACCCCAUGGAUCUUCGAUUCAUCACAAAGAUUCCCUGAAGGUCCGUUCGGCGUUCCUGCAGAGGCGGUAACAAACGGCAACUGCCCUAUCGGGGAAUUCAAGGUUCGGAUGAUGUACGAUGACCCUUACGCGGACGAUACCUCAUUCCAGCAGGGUAUCACCUACGAUCUAAAGCCUGCGCGUCAUGACACUAUUGCCCUUGUGAAAGAUUCUAAAUUCUACGGCCUCCUCUCGGACUCUACAAAUGGGAAAAUAUUGCGAGGCACAAUAUGCCAAUUGAACCCAAGCUGGGCAGCCAGAGUUAAAGUGACUUACAAACAUAGCCGAGAGGCACUACCUGCCGAUCGGUACCAAGAAUGGGAAGAUGUUACUGAUGCGCAGAGGGAAGAGAGGAUAAUCUGGCAGCAGUACCGCGGAAUAGGCUUUUUAUGGUUUGAGCGCAUUCAGACGGACGCCGCAGAGAAGGACGCCGCGGUGGUAAAGAUGGGAGAACUUGAUUUGAACAAGAGCUGA
This is a messenger RNA of Pestalotiopsis fici W106-1, 561 nucleotides long. RefSeq lists its product as uncharacterized. Lineage: Eukaryota; Fungi; Ascomycota; Sordariomycetes; Amphisphaeriales; Sporocadaceae. The transcript is spliced from 2 exons. The coding region runs from base 1 to 561 and encodes 186 amino acids. The record is from RefSeq and is a predicted model, not a curated record.